AUGGUUACAAAGCUCUGUAUACUUUCCACUUUGUUUAUAAGUGUUUUGGGUGGAACUCACGACUUUGAGUUUGAUUGCGUUCUAAAUAGCCCGGACUUUGUUUGUCCUAUCCCAGUGUGUUCUAAUAUUACGGAUAUUUCUGAGUUCACUGAUUGCUAUGUUAAUGAAUCAUUGUACACCUAUGAGUUUAUUAGAACAUCCGAUAACUACAUAGGAGAUACUAAGGAUGAGCUAUGUGGUAAUACUGAUCCUAUUAGAGUAAGCGAUCUGUUCACUAUGGAUCCUAAGAUUCCUACUGUGUGGCAUCUUCAUGUUGUGAAUCUUACAUCUCAUGAGCCUCACGAUAAAUCGGCUGUAAACGAUUGUAUGAAUACAGUGAAGUUCAUGAGCUAUACGUUGGUUGAAGAUGCGGAUGAAGCACAAUUCAAGGCCACUGUGUGCAAUGACAAGGAAGCACAUGAUGACAAAGAAGCACAGGAUGACAAAGAAGGAACACCGGAUCACAUCCUGGCUAAGGGGGUUGACAUGAAGGCUUACUACGACGAUGUUUGCACCACCGAGACUACUUAUACGUUUAUCUUCCUAGGCAUACACCCUGGUGAUUACAUAACUAUCCAAGGUGAUCCCACGUUAUGCAAGGAUAUCACCUUCUCGGAGCUCCUGAUGGUGUAUAGUGGUUUCGCCUACGUAGGUGGUUGGUAG
Molecule: messenger RNA, 702 nt
Organism: Gregarina niphandrodes
Lineage: Eukaryota; Apicomplexa; Conoidasida; Eugregarinorida; Gregarinidae
Exons: 1
Coding region: 1-702 (233 amino acids)
Source: RefSeq, a predicted model, not a curated record